Molecule: messenger RNA, 4357 nt
Organism: Zootoca vivipara (common lizard)
Lineage: Eukaryota; Metazoa; Chordata; Lepidosauria; Squamata; Lacertidae
Gene: CMPK1
Product: cytidine/uridine monophosphate kinase 1
Biological process (GO): pyrimidine nucleotide biosynthetic process; 'de novo' pyrimidine nucleobase biosynthetic process
Molecular function (GO): ATP binding
Source: RefSeq, a predicted model, not a curated record
GGGAACCCGGAAGCGCUUUCCCUUCCUGGUGACACCUCAGCAGCCACCUCAGCCGGAGGAGUGAGGUGGCGUCGGGACAGUUAGCGAGCCCACCAUCCCUGCCGGCGCGGCGCUUCCCCCCCGGCGUAUGUUCUGUCGCUGCCUCUUGGCUUCCGCGGCUCGUGUCGGUCCCUCGGCUCUUCGGCUGGGCGCGGCGGCAGCGUCCUUGGUUUCUUCCGCCCCUUCCCCUCGCUUGCUGCUCCUCAUGAAGCCGGUGGUCGUGUUCGUUCUCGGCGGGCCUGGCGCCGGAAAGGGGACCCAGUGCGCUCGCGUUGUGGAGAAAUACGGUUACACACACCUCUCAGCAGGUGACCUGCUUCGAGAUGAGAGGAAGAGACCAGGCUCUCAAUAUGGAGAGCUCAUUGAAAGUUACAUUAAAGAUGGAAAAAUUGUUCCUGUUGAGAUAACCAUCAGCUUGUUAAAGAGGGCUAUGGAUGAAACUAUGGAAGCCAACGCACAGAAGAAUAAAUUCUUAAUUGAUGGAUUUCCCAGAAAUGAAGACAAUCUUCAGGGCUGGAACAAAACCAUGGAUGGAAAAGCAGAUGUAUUGUUUGUUCUCUUUUUUGAUUGUGACAACGAGGUGUGUAUUAACCGUUGCCUUGAAAGAGGAAAGAGCAGUGGCAGAAGUGAUGACAACAGAGAAAGUCUGGAAAAGAGAAUCCAUACGUAUCUAGACUCUACCAGGCCCAUAAUAGACCUCUAUGAGAAAAUGGGCAAAGUUAGGAAAGUAGAUGCCUCUAAAUCUGUUGAUGAGGUUUUUGGCAAAGUCGUGAAGAUCUUUGAUAAAGAAGGCUAGUUCUCUACUUGAACACUGUUUUCAAACUUGCUUGAAUCUUGCUUUAAGAGCUGCUACUAUAGUUCAUUUUAUAAUGGUGAUAAAAUAUGCUUUUUUAAACACUUUUGUGUUGAAAUCCGUUUUAAAAUGGUUAAUUCGAAAACCUGGUUUGAAAUAUGAGUUAGAAUUAGAUGUGGUUUGUCAUUAAGAUAGAUACAGUCAAAAAGAUUUGCAACUGGUAAAGAACCCCAAUUGCACAACAAAAAUAGUAAUUAAAUGCUAAUCCUAGCUAUUUUCAGAAAGCAUCUGGUGAUCCCCUGAAUUUUUCUUUUCUUACUGCCAAAAGCCAUGGUUUUUUUUAGAAUCCAACAUACUGAAAUUGUAAAUAUAAGUAAGAGGGCCUGUUGAUUUUUUUUUUGUUUCUUUUUCUUUUAGUUUUGGACCAAAUAAGGGGAAAUCGUAUGUGUUGUUGUUUUUUUAUGAUAUUUGCUGUUUUGAAUGACAGGCAGUUGCUGUAAGCAAGUUUUAAACAGAGUAUCCCCUUUGUAUUGAAUAGUUCGGUUGAAUACUUGGUUGCUAAUAAAGCAAUGACCCUCAUGAGGCACCCCAAUAUUAACCACACUACUUGAAACUUGUCCCGUUGCUUUGACAUUUUGGUGCUCCCUGUAUCCCACACAUGCUUGAAGGCGAAGCCUCUGAGAAAAGGAACCGCACAGCAUGCAGAGUGUGUGCAAGUGUGGCAAGAGGGAGAGCUCCUUUUCCAAAGAUAAUGAGGAGCAACAGUAUCUGGAAAUCACGUACGUUAUAGUUUAUAAUCGGUGGGUUGGAUUCAAUCUACGUUGCACUUAGGUCCCACUGAAAUCCAUUUGAAAAGUUUAGUCAUGAUUAAUAUUAAUCCCGUUGAUUUUAAUGGGAGAAUGCAAUCAGCAGAGCAAUCCUUAACAGCUCCUCCAGGACCCAUCCUGAUAAUCCCAUUUCGCUAGUUUUGCACUGUCUACCCCCCCCCCCAUGAGCACAGCAGAAGCCUCCACCACAGCAAAACCAGGCAAAUACAUACCAUCUCAGAGAGUUAGGACUGCAGCCUAAUUUAAGUUGGGUCAAGCCUAGUGCAUUUAGGGCUGAGGUUUCAGAUUAUGUAGGUGCUGCACACAUUUAGGUGUCCGUGUAUUUGAAGUAAUAUGGGCAUUUUUUAUUUGCACUACCCACAAGGGUUAAGGAAUCAGAUAUUUGAAAGCAGCUAUUACGGUAACAUUCACUUGCCAUACAACUCUAGCUGCAUGAUAAAAUUAAUCUAGAAGCUUUGUAACAAAAUUAUUUAUUCAGUGAUUUGAAGUGUAUGUUUUGAGAUAGCUUGGAGGAGAAAUUCUUAUGAUUAUAUUUUCCGCUAAAAUUGUAUAGCUUGAACAUUUUGGCUCAAUUAUACGUUUGAUAUGGUUUGACCAAUAUAAAAUCAUACUAGAUCUGUAUUGUUUAAAUUUAAUGUGUUGCUGGUGGCAGAAAUGAGUUUUUAAUAACUUGAUUAAUUUGGAUAACAAAAACAUACUGAAAGGCUUGCACAACUGUUCUAAUUGCACAUUUCUUAAAUUUAAAAAUGGCAUAAAAAUAUGGGGCUGGUUACUUAAAUCUGUGGGAUUAUUAUUCUUUUUAAUUUUCUUAACAUGCCCAUUGAAUAGGAUCUGGGAAAUGUGAUGAUGCAUACUUAUUUGUGUACUCAUUAAGGUUUCUUGUGAUGGUUGCUUCAUAAGCUACCAUUUUAACUAUGUUUACAACUAUUAUUUUUCCUAUUUAUGUCUCUCUCUCACAGAAUAGCUUUUAGUGAUAUAUUUUGUCUUUUAAUUGAAAUAUAAUUAAGGAACUGCAAUUGACUUUGACCAGCUGAACAUUUGUGCUUUGACUUCACCGGUGUUCUCAAGAAGUAUAAAGCCUAAGUGAAAAUGUGUGGUAUUAGGAUGAGAUUUUUGCAUUAAAAUACACCAUGUUAUUGAGAUUCGUCGCAAAAACUUUGAAAGGUGCAGCUAUUUUGUGGGGGGAAUCAUGGCCAACUUUUCUCAGAGCGUGUACAAACCAACACAUAGUCUUAUUCUAGAGAAUUGGCUUUUCAAGUUACUUCCCCACAGGGAAACCUUGACUGUCUGCAAAGAGAGCCCUGUAUAUCUGCCAUAGAAUCUGCUUGUUGCACAGGAUUCUGGGGAGUAUUUUGGUGUGCACUCGACUCACAAAGGACUUUAGGAAGGUUUGUUGCAGCCCAGCUGUUACUCCUUGCAGACUGAGUACUCCAUGUAGGACACACAUUCCAGGAAACCCUCUCCUGAUCCAUUGUUAUCAGUUUUGUUUUGUUUUACUGAGGAUAAUAAGCAUCUAUGGAACUCUUGGUUCCUUAUGAACAUAGUUUGAACCAUUGCCCCUAAGCAUACUGCCCCUACUUGUAGUAACAAUCACUAAAGCUGAUUAAAAUCACCAUCAAUUCCCCCCACAAAAAUCAUUCUAUAUACAUCUUUGAAAAUGGGAAAAUCUACUCUUCUCCCUUUCUGCUGUGAAGGACAAUCUCUGCGAUUUGCUUAUGCCUUAGUAGACAUGCUUAUGGCCUAAAAUAGUGAAUUUGGGAGCUGGGAUCCUUCUUGUUGGUAGCUGGCUAGCAAGUAUUUCCUGGAAGUGGGGGUGAACCUGGUGUUUAUAAGCAUACUGUGUUCUUGGACUUGUCUCUCCCAAAAAGGAAAGGUAAUCUAUUUGUAGUGAUUGUCUGCUACAGCAGGAAGACAAAAAGGGAUUCAGUGGAACUAAAUUCAGGCCUGAGUCAAAGGAGGCUUGAAGAUAGAUGGGUGCCCAAAGGGCUUCUUCAAAUGCUCAGAUAGGAAACCUGUAUAACCACAGUUUGUGUGCAGAAUGCUGCCACAUGCUUUGAUUGUGGCAUUUCCUACACUUCAAUGUGCUGGGGGUAAAGGAUCUAUGUAUGCUGAUCCUGUCUGUAGGCUAUCAAAUAAGCCAACAUAGUAUCAAAUGGCCUGAAGUGUUACCAACAAAACCUUUUAGAAAGUCCUUCCGUAAAGUUAGUCAUUAGAUAAGAAUCCUCAUUGUAGUGAUAUUGCGGUGUUUGAAUUUUACGAAUAUUAAUCGAAGUAUGUUUUCUUGCUAUGUAUUCUGCUAUCCGUUUGAAAACUGAAACUAACAACUAUAUAUUUUAUUUUUAAAAAUAUGCUACCAAUAUUGAAUUUGGGAUUUAAUCGUGUUGUUUAAACAAUUGGGAUUGGUUCCUUUUGUCACUCUUAUUGAUGCCAUGAAUGCAGUGUUUUUCUCCAAACUGACUUCUCUCUCUCCAACCCCAAUUUGGAGCAGCAAAUUGUAAAAAAAACUUCUAAAAUGUACACAAAUAAAAUUUUGUUCUCAAAUAACCUACUGGUGAAUUAUUGCCAUUAUGUGUCUGCAAAACAUAGCGGCUCUACCACUGUUUUUUGUAGGAACACAUGUGGGGGAAGUAGGGCAGGGCUGUCUGAAAAUCCAAACACCAUCCUAGUGAUAUUUGUACUCGACUACAGAUGGGAGGGG